Molecule: messenger RNA, 1861 nt
Organism: Sphaeroforma arctica JP610
Lineage: Eukaryota; Ichthyosporea; Ichthyophonida
Exons: 9
Coding region: 158-1456 (432 amino acids)
Biological process (GO): Notch signaling pathway; protein O-linked glycosylation via fucose
Molecular function (GO): peptide-O-fucosyltransferase activity
Source: RefSeq, a predicted model, not a curated record
AACGGACUUCAUCAGCAAGCACGGCAUACGUAAAAUAUAUAUGCACGUACAGGAUAGAUAGAGACCACUCCGUAUACAUAGUCAUAGGUCUGCACUUGCACAUUGUACAUACAAAGUUACGUGAAGAAGAAAAACGUAUACACACACAUAAAUAAAGAUGAAGAGCUACUACUUGCUAUCGGUGCUGGCAGCCUCGUUCGCCAUCGCAUCUGGCGAGCGCUUAGAAUCCAAUGAAGCCCAUAUGGAAGGCGAAGUAGUGCUAGAAGCCGAUGGUGUUCAGAAACCACUUGCUGUGCAAGUAGAGCAAGCUGAGGAGCAGGCUAUUGGUGAUGCUGAUCACAAACAGAAAAUGCUCAAGGAGCAUCUGAUCAAGGGCCAGAAAGACGCCAAAGCCGAGCACGAUGAUUUUAUUGAGGAAGAUGGGUGGGAUCGACGUGGAUACCAUAUGUGGUCUAACCAGAAGGGCAAGUUCACACAACAGAUUGCGCAUGCUAUGGGAAUGAUUGGCACUACCGCAAAGCUGGGGCGCAACGUGGUCCUACCCGCCUUCUCCAUCCACGACCAAUCCGUUCAGCAAACCCGACUGUUGAAGUUCAACGACGUAUUUGACAUGACAUCCUUAAAGAUGUUCGAUCCUCGCUUCAUCACCUUAGAAGACUUCAUGGAAAAGUUUGGUGAAACCCGAUGGCCCGUAGACGAACGAUACGCAUAUUGCGAUGAAGAAUGGCCAUUAUAUGAAAAGUCACAGAACUGUAACCUAAAGACCACCCCCAAGGCCGCACAAUACUGGGACGCAUACAGCAUCGACUUUAUCGGAAAAAAGCCCUUCUCCCGCAAAACUCGUCCUGUGCCUGAGUCCGAUCCCGUGUUUGUCACAGGCUCGCUCGCGCGCUAUCCCUUGGAAACCAGGCUUGACUCGUUAUACGGCUACUUCCGAUGGAACCCUUACCUAUUAGAAGCCAGCAUUGACUACGUAGAGAAGUACCUUCCGCGGCCCUUCAUGAGUGUGCAGAUAGCGGGUGGCAAGUCAUGGGCUACAACGUGCGAGGCGGCGGUGUCAGGAGCGGACAGGAUCUUAGCAUCCCGUCAGUGUUUAGGCGAAAACGAAAAAAUCUAUGCCGGCCUGUGCAAACCCAGUGAAUACAAGAUGCUAACAGAUAUCGUUGACGUGGCCAUUAAGGAAAAAGUCAAGUCGAUAUUCCUGAUUGCGGACGCCAUCACAGAGCCGUUUAUUCCUAAUCUCCAGAAAAUGUUGGCUAAGCAGGAAAUGAGCGGUGUUAUUGUCAUCGCAGGCACUGGUAACGAGGUACUCGAUGUAGUCAUUGAGGAGUUGUCGGAUGUGUUCCUGGGCAACUGUGUCAACCCCGCCUCAGAGAUCAUCAUGAACUUCAGGAAGCACCACAUCCCCGAAGACGUACGACCCCCGACAUAUUACUUUGGGAAGAUUGAAGAGUAGUCUGAAUAUAUGGGCAGACGUACGACCCUACACAUAUAACGAUGGGAGAGGAGUCUAGAUUCAGAAUAACUAUGGACGGAUAUACAGCACUGACCAAAGAUGUACUUCAGUACAUAAGGACAAAUACUACAUAAAUAUAUAUGUAUACGUAUAUAAUGGGUGUAUGGAUGGUUGCAUGAAAUUAUCCUGUUAUGAAAGUUAUACGUUUAGUAUGCCUGGCCCUUCAAACUGCUCCUGGUAUCACUUCAAAGAGGCUGCAUGAACGAUCUAUGCAAACGUCACUGUAAACGCGAGUUGAGAACACAAAAGUCUGUCUGUCAUGUUCGCUAUAUAGAGGAAGGACAGCAAGCAUAUUUUGAGAGAUAUUCGAUGGCAAUCUAAUAAACCAAAUCAUUUGAUACCAAA